Messenger RNA from Linderina pennispora, 333 nucleotides. RefSeq lists its product as uncharacterized. Lineage: Eukaryota; Fungi; Kickxellomycota; Kickxellomycetes; Kickxellales; Kickxellaceae. The transcript has a single exon. The coding region runs from base 96 to 251 and encodes 51 amino acids. The record is from RefSeq and is a predicted model, not a curated record.
CCGCAAAAUAGCGGGAUGACGCCAGAUCGUCAGCGUCACCCUCCACAUGUCUCCCCACACCUACAUAGAGUAGUGCAGGGUAUCCUGGGUAGAACAUGGGGAAGUGCGGCGCACAUCUGGCACUCGUUAGUGUCUACCUCACAGCCUUGGCAGGCGCGACACUUAAACCAUUUAGCACGUCCUUCUUUUUGGACAAAAAGAAACCUCUUGUUUGUUCGGCAUCUGCUUUUCACGAUCAUCAUCGGCAUUGAUACUCAUCAUCCCUGGAUAAUCAGCUACAACAUCUUCACAUUAAAUACUCAUAGCCAUCUAUCUGAGCCCAAUACUUGCAGC